UGAAUGAAUCACCACUAUACCACCUCACCUCUACAAUCUAAUUUCAUCAAAAUCAACCAACUUCAACUUUCUCUCUCCUAGGGUUUUAAUGUCCACCUUCAACAAAGGUGACAAACUCGAAAUCCUCAGAACCACCACCACCAACACCACUCCGGCAUGGUUUCCGGCAACCGUAAUCGACUCACCAUCUCCCUCCGGCACCCUGCACGUCAAGUUCACAACAUUAUUCGUCGAAAAGGACCGUAAGAACGGGACACGAAAAAGGAAGAAGAUCAAAGAUUACGUCAGCGUAACCGCCGGCGUCAUACGCCGGGUUCCGCCGCCGGAGCCGCACCGGCGGUUUGUGGUUGGGGAAGAGGUGGAGGUGCUGUACGGCUGCGGGUGGCGGAGAGCGGUGGUGAAGGAGGUGGUGGAGGAUGGUAGGUGUACGGUGGUGGUUGGUGGUGCGGUGGAGGUUGUGGUGGAGAAUCGGAAUGUUAGGGUUUGUUGUUCUACUGCUUCUGGUUUUGAUUCACAGCAGGAAAAGUCAACUGAUGAAUUGGUUUUGCAAUCCCCAAAGCCAACAAAGUUGAGAAUUAUAUGUAGUAAACAGAAUUCAAAAGCUGCUAUCUUCCAAAAGGGUGCUCGAGUGGAGGCUAGAUCCUACGAAGAAGGUUACCAUGGUGCAAGGUAUGUUGCCACAGUUAUCGGAACGGUAGGCGAAGCCAAAUUUCUGGUGCAAUACGACACACUGACAACAGAUGACCAGAUGCAACCGCUUGUUGAAAUGGUUCAUGUUUCAAACAUUAGGCCGCUUCCACCAAUAAUCCGUCGAGAACAUCGUUUUAACAUGCUUGAAGAAGUGGAUGCAUGGUAUCAUGAUGGAUGGUGGGUGGGUGCUGUUACAAAAGUUCUUGCUAAUUUAAAGUACGUUGUCUUCUUCUGGACAACCAAUGAGGAACUUGAGUUGCAUCAUUUGGACCUAAGAUCCCAUCAAGAAUUGAUCAACGACAAGUGGGUUGCUUCUUUUUCGAGACCAAAAGUUGCUGAAAAUCCUAGACUUGAAAAAAUGAAGUUACAAACAGGUAGAAGAAAAUUAAUGAUGGAUCUUUUAUGUGGACUGAAUGUAGAAAUAGCACAUGGCGCAGGAAGGUUUCUGAGUACUUGGUACCCUGCGGUAAUUCUCGAGCGAGUUUCUAGCAAAAAGUAUUUGGUGGGAUAUCGAACACUAAAACCGAGGAACGGGCCUGAACAUGUUGAAGAGGUGGAUGUGUCGUGCAUAAGGCCUUCACCGCCUAUAAUCCAACAGGCUUAUCAGUUUAAACCGGGCGAUGCAGUUGAUGCUUGGGUUGUUAACGGGUGGUGCAUCGGGCAAAUCCGCACAACUAUGAACUUCAAGUAUGAGGUUUAUUUUUGGGCUACAGAUAGUGUGGUUGAAUUUCAACAUGCAUAUUUGAGGCCACAUCAAGACUUUAUUAAUGGAGCAUGGCUUGGAAGUUAUAUAAAGCAGGAAUGAUGGGACUGUUUUGAAAGUAGCUACUAAUAGGGGGAUGCUGUUGUAUGUAUGAUCUGCAGUAUAUUUUUAACUAAUGCAGAUGACCACUAUUGUAUGAUAUAUGCAGUAUAUUUUAACU
This is a messenger RNA of Helianthus annuus (common sunflower), 1613 nucleotides long. Its product is annotated as protein AGENET DOMAIN (AGD)-CONTAINING P1. The record is from RefSeq and is a predicted model, not a curated record. NCBI's taxonomy places the organism in Eukaryota, Viridiplantae, Streptophyta, Magnoliopsida, Asterales, Asteraceae. The transcript has 3 exons. The coding region runs from base 89 to 1495 and encodes 468 amino acids.